AUUGUUCUGCAACACGGACCUGUUUUUACGGAGAAAUUUGAGUUACGGAGAAAAUAGAAUGGCUUCUUCAAGUUAUAUGAUUCCCGGUGACACGGGAAAAGAGAGCGGUACAAUUCGACAAAGACGACGGUCCACAGAUGCGCCACCCAAUAUGUCCACCACAACCAGGAUUGUACUCGUGGGGAAGACUGGUGCUGGCAAAAGCUCCUCAGGAAACACCAUCCUGGGCAGGAAAGCUUUUAAAGACGCCAAGUCAAGCUGCUCUGUGACUAAGGAGUGUUGUAAAGAGACUGAGGUGGUGGCUGGUAGACAGGUGGUGGUAGUGGACACACCUGGCAUAUUUGAUACAGAUCUAUCUGACCAAUAUUUAGAGAUGGAGGUCAGUAAAUGCAUCAACAUGACAUCUCCAGGUCCUCAUGCAAUCGUACUGGUCAUAAACCUGGGACCUUUCACAAAGGAAGAGCAGCUUACAGUACAUAAAAUCAGGGAAUUGUUUGGUGAUAAAUCUGACAGGUACAUUAUGAUCCUCUUCACUCAUGGCGAUGAGCUAGAUGAGGGCAUUGAAGACUAUUUGAAUGAGGAACAGAAAGACCUGAAGCUCCUAGUUGAGCAGUGUGGUGGAAGGUACCAUGUGUUUAACAACACUAAGAUGGAUGAGAGAAACCAGGUUCUAGAUCUUAUAGAGAAGAUUGACCAAAUGGUAGAAGUGAAUGGUCAAAGCUACUACACCAAUGACAUGUACCAGGAGGUUGAGGAGAAGCUUGUUGAGAAGGAGGAAGAGCUAAAGGGUCAAUAUCUUAAGAAACAACUUGAGUUAGAGGCUGAACUUCCACCCCUCUACCAAGAGAUAAGUCAGAAGGUAAGGGGGACAAUGGAAGCGUUUGAGCAGGCAAUGAAAGAAUUUCAAAGACAACGUAAAAACUUAGAACUAACAGAGCAAAACAAAAUCUGGAGAAUCAUUGAGCACUUACGUUACUUUGAUAGAAAGACAAGGGCUGUAAGGGAGGAGGCAGAGCAAACAUUUCAAGAAAUGGCCACAAGUUUGUGUAGAAAGUUGCAGAACAAGGCUCCACAAUAAAAUUAACAAUGUAUGUAACAACUGUAACAAUGUAGGUCACUGGACAACAGAAAACCAAAGAAAAUAUAACAUCUGAGAGUACCAAAGCACACAAGCACAAAAAUAAUAACAUAACCAGUACUCCAAAUAUGACAGGUUGGAUUGUCCUGUAAUCAGUUUAAUAGAUUUGGAGAAAAGAGUGUGAGAGAGAUGUGAUAUUCCUUGGUUCUGUGGGUGUAGUGUUCCAGGUAUGUGCUGCCCAAUAGGAACAGGCUGACUGCCCAAGGACACUUUUGAGAUGUGGUAUUUUACAGUCCCCUCUGGUAGGAGCUUUGAUUUUAAAUUAAUUCAUUGAGCGGAAGGAGCAGACCAUGACAUUUGUAUGUACAUUUGUAUGUAUGUGAUUUGUUUCAAAUAACUGACCUUUGGGUUGACUGAGAACAAUAUUGUUAGAUUUUUCUCUAGCAUUGACAGGAACCUAUACAAUGUAUUUUUCAUUAGCACUGAUGGCUUGAUUCAUCCAUUAAAUGUCACUGCCUUUAGAUGCCAUUAAGGUGUAUAUACUUCCUUUCUCUGAUACUGUGGACUGCUUUACUCCAAAAACUUUCUGUUCAGUUUCUUUUUUUAUGUACUGUAUUUUUUACAUUGUCAUUUUACUUGUACAUUGUUUUGAUGUAUAACCUAUAUUUUCAUAAUGCAGCAAGAAUGACUCUGACUGUAAAUUAUAUUAUAUAUUAUAUUGA
This is a messenger RNA of Osmerus eperlanus (European smelt), 1800 nucleotides long. Its product is annotated as GTPase IMAP family member 9-like. The transcript has 3 exons. Lineage: Eukaryota; Metazoa; Chordata; Actinopteri; Osmeriformes; Osmeridae. Bases 59 to 1078 code for a protein of 339 amino acids. The record is from RefSeq and is a predicted model, not a curated record. Gene Ontology annotation, molecular function: GTP binding.